Lentinula edodes (shiitake mushroom) is the source of this 1611-nucleotide messenger RNA. RefSeq lists its product as uncharacterized. NCBI's taxonomy places the organism in Eukaryota, Fungi, Basidiomycota, Agaricomycetes, Agaricales, Omphalotaceae. The coding region runs from base 1 to 1611 and encodes 536 amino acids. The record is from RefSeq and is a predicted model, not a curated record. The transcript has 4 exons.
AUGCCGCGCAUUCUUCCUCGUCUUCUCAAGAAACUAAAGAAUUCCCAUAAUCCCGAAACCUUUGACCGCUUCAGCCUCGAUGAACAUCGCUUCCGUGGCAAAUCCCUUUGGAAGCCUUUGCCCCAAAACCCAUUUCCGUCAUUCAAACCAUCAGAUCAUGGUCAGUCAAUUUUAUUGACACCCGGAAACCCGAUUACUUCCUCAAGAGAUUAUAUUCGACGCAAGUCUUUGCCACCGCGUGUGUAUAUACCUGAGAACGCUCAGAAAAGGAAGAGGAAGAACGCGUAUGAAGUAUAUGAUGAGCCUCGGAGGAUGACGGGUGGAGAGAGAGAUUGGUGGGCUAGUCCGUACUUGCGAAUGCUGUCCACUCCAUUACGGAGGUGUCUUCAGACCCAGCAAUUACUUCCAUCAGCGUUUCUCAUACGCUUGGGUGUUUUUCAAGCUCCUUCAUCCCAACCACUGAGAUUAUUCUCACCAACUUCACCUUCACAGGCGCUUUUACUCCCCGAUGGACUAGAACAUUCGAAAUUCAAAGGUCGGAGGUCUGGCAAAGCAGGAUAUGUUUUGUGCUGGAAAGACGCUGUUGAACAUUUACGAGUCUCAGGCGCGUACAAACGCAUAGCAUUCAACUCCCGCAUUCCUUCCGUCCUCGACCAAAUUCGCCAUCUACUACGUCUACGAGUCUUGCAGGAACUCCAACUUGUCAUUGACGCAUUGCGAUUCCGACCUCGAACACUCGUUAUGAAGGAUAGACCACUCGUUCGAAGGCUCACCAGAGCUGAAUGGCAUGAGCUCAAAGCUACGGGACUUAUGCCUAUUACUAUCACGGAGAACGCGAUGGCAGUCAUCGUUGUUCCUCCAUUAAACCGUCAUCCAGUGACGAAACAACGCCCGAAGGGGAUAAUGUCUUCGUUGCCUCCCCCUGAAGAUCCCGAAGAUUCGAAUGUGCCUCGGAAAUUUGAAAGACCUUCAUUACCCCUAUGCACCCUUCAUCUGACCCAUCCAUCAGCGGAAACUCACACGAUCAAGAACAACCUUCCUCCUAAAGACAUAUCCUUUUCUAACCAUCAUUCUCACUCUCGAGUCCCUCUCUACAACGGCGUUACACUAUUUCCGGAUCCCACACAACGUGCUGCGCUGUUGGAUUUGCUUUGUGGUAUACUUGCCAUCGAAAGAAAAGCCAGGGUGAGGAACCAGGGUCGUGCUAUAGCUCCAGGGGAAAUACUAUCUUCGGAAGCUAAUCAAGCCUCGAAUUCCCCUUCAUCGUUAUCGUCGAUUCCGUCUUCAUCACUUUCUUCUUCUGUCGAUGACUCCACCCGCAUAGACAACCGUGCAAGCCACGCCUUCCUGCUCUAUUCAGACGCACACACCGCGCUCACCGCUGACAUGGCUGGUGUCGGGCUUGCAUUAUGGAGAAUUCCUAUGUUUGAGGGUAUGGGGUGGGAGUCGAAGCCGCAGGGCGACGUGAAGGGUGCGGCUCGUGAAGCUUCGGAGAAGGGAAGUUCAGACUUUAACGUGGAGGAUUCAUUUGGAUCAUCUGGAUCACCGUGGGUCAAGCGAUACAAAUAUCGUUCAAUGUUUGGGGAUGAGAGGUAUCGGGUGCGGGUGUAG